AUGGCGGCCUCGAUGAGGAUGCUGCUUUCCUUGGCCAUACUUUACGUGGGAUUUCACUCUGGCUGCUCUUUCACGGAUCCUCAAGAUGCUGCUGUGCUUAUGGCUCUGAGAGAUUCAUGGCUUAACACGCCACCUAGCUGGGGAGAGUCCGAUGAUCCUUGCGGUGGCUUCUGGGAGGGCAUCACCUGCAACAACUCUAGGGUCACUGCUCUGGAUUUGUCGAACAACAAGGAUCUCAGCGUUUCUCCAUUUCCAUCAUUCGGGAUCUUAGCCGGUUGCAACUUUACUGGUAGCAUCCCCGACAAGCUUGGCAAACUUGCAGAGCUAUCCUUCUUGGCUCUCGACUCAAACAAAUUAGAUGGGCACAUACCGCCUUCUCUGGGUAACCUGUCCAAACUCUAUUGGCUCGACUUGGCCGAUAAUCAAUUGAGUGGGCCAAUACCUGUUUCUCCAGGCUUGGAUCAACUCAAGAAUGCAAAACACUUGCACUUAAACAAGAACCAGCUCUCAGGUACCAUUCCAGAGCAACUAUUUAGCCCAGAUAUGAUCCUGACAGAUGUGUAUUUCGAUAAUAAUAUGUUGACCGGGCCUAUCCCGUCAAGUCUAGGAUACGUUCAGACAUUACAGGUCCUUCGGCUCGAUAGCAAUGCUCUGUCGGGGCAAGUCCCAUCUAAUCUCAAGAACCUGAUGAUUCUCACAGAACUGAACUUGGCUUACAACAAGCUAGAUGGUGUAGUGCCGGACUUAAGUAACAUGAAUGCACUUAGCUACGUGAACUUGAGCAAUAACUCUUUCGAGUCGUCACCUGCUCCUGAUUGGUUCUCAAAUUUACCAUCGCUCACGACACUGGUUAUAGAAUAUGGACCGCUUAUGGGGACUAUACCAGGGAAGAUCUUUUCACUUCCUCACCUACAGCAAGUGAUGCUGCGAAACAAUGCCUUCUCAGGCAGCUUGAACAUAACAACCGGAGUUAGCGCAGAGUUGACACUAGUUGAUCUGCAGGACAACAACAUUUCAUCCAUAGUGCUGGGUUACCCCUACUACGCAAAUACAUUAAUGUUGACGGGGAACCCAAUCUGCGAGACUUCGACCAUAAAUGCUACUUUUUGCAGGGUCCAACAAGGCAGGAAGCCACUCUAACUCUCCUCCGACUGACAUCAGACAGCUUGCUUUACGCAACUGAUCAAUUGGAUCUCUUUACCCUGCAACCGUAUUUUUCAGUUUUGCUUUCUUGGACUCCGGCUCCAUACUUCACCAGGAAAGUUGACGAGACACCUAAUGAUGAAUGGCCUUGGAUUGGCAUUGGCAUUACGAUCUAUCUAACUGAACUAUCAGUGAAUUGUCUACGGUCGUACAUCUCAAUUAAUAGACGAGGUGUAGUACUGCAUUUGAUAAACUUUUACCAGCAGCUUAGGAGUCGAAACGUUCUAAAAUAUGACCCCCGCCUUUUUAAUAAGGUUACUUGCUUCAGAAGACUGCCAGUCAUAGGAACUCCUUAUUUUGUUUGUUCGAACGGCCUCGAUCUGUAAUGGUGGAGUUGGAGGUCCCUUCAUGUCACGCGUAGAGAAAAGCCGGCACAUUGUUUGCCCUUCUACUCUAUUUCUUCGAUUAUAUAAGAAAACCGACUAGAAAUAGAAAAAUAAUGGAACUAUAUAUGUACAUAUUUUAC
Punica granatum (pomegranate) is the source of this 1669-nucleotide messenger RNA. NCBI's taxonomy places the organism in Eukaryota, Viridiplantae, Streptophyta, Magnoliopsida, Myrtales, Lythraceae. The record is from RefSeq and is a predicted model, not a curated record.